AGUUAAAUCCACAGUGAACAAAGAGAGCUAGCUAGCCGCUACUAGAAAUUAAGGUUGUGUUUUAUCUCUGUCCGACGAGCGCGUACGGGUCGAGCGCGAAUGGGACGCCUUCUGCACUUUCGGCCAUCAAUUCAUAACCAUCUUUCUUUCUUGUGCAACUGUUCCUCGUCGGUCGUGUUCUAUGAUCUAGUGUUAAUGCAGGAUGGACGCCAUUCGCGCGAGAUAAUUUCCACUCCUGCCGUGUAGAUAGUGUUGCGCGUGAAGUGCCGGGAGUAUGCUAUAGUGUCUGGUGCGUCAGGGUGGUCUCAGUGCGACGAGGAGGUUGGGAGGUCGGGAGCUAGGGAGGUCGGUGAAGGCGCUCGGCGAUCGGCUGGGCAUGGCGGGCGCAAGUUAGCGGGCGGGAGCGGCGUCCGCUCGCGCUCCGCCGCCGGCCCGAUGAGCGGGGCAUGCUCGGCGCGGCGGAGGUUUUAUGGGUAUUUGUGUGAGCUGCCGGCGCCGCGAAAGGAAGGCACCCGAAAAGGGUUGGGUGCCGCGAGGACCCGCGAAGGGCGCGGCGGCGGCCGAACUGCUGCCACGGCGCGCCGACCUGCCAGCCAUGGCAAACUCCAUCUCAAGCAUCAAGAUGAAUAACCCCUUCAAGGUCAUCGUCAGCAAACAGCGGAAACGCUACACAAAGAACGGCUUCAAUUUGGACUUAGCAUAUAUAACAGACCGGCUGAUAGCGAUGGGCUUCCCGGCGGAGAAGCUGGAAGGCGUGUACAGGAAUCACAUCGACGAGGUUUAUCGCUUUCUGGAGCAGAUGCACAAGGGUCACUACAAGAUAUACAACCUAUGCUCCGAGAGGUCCUACGAUAAGAGCAAAUUUCACGACAGGGUGGUGAGGUACGCGUUUGAAGACCACGCGCCGCCGAAGAUCGCCCUCAUCCAGCCGUUCUGCGAGGAUGUGCACAAGUGGCUCAGCCAAGACCCAAGGAACGUGGCAGUCGUGCAUUGCAAGGCGGGCAAGGGACGGACAGGCACGAUGGUGUGCUGUUAUUUGCUGUACAGCGGACAGAAGGCGACCGCGGACGAGGCGCUCAAGUUCUACGGCACGGAACGGACUUAUGAUGAAAAGGCCGCCGUCGGCGCCGUGCGCGUGCCCUCGCCCGACGACAGUCCGAACUUGGAGACGUUUAAGCUGACGCUUAACAAGUGGCAGCUGGACGACGCGCACAAGGACAAGCAACACAAACUUUAUAGCUCCGAUUUUAAGGUGGAACUGAUAAUUGUAGAACCGCUCGAAUAG
This is a messenger RNA of Papilio polytes (common Mormon), 1285 nucleotides long. RefSeq names its product phosphatidylinositol 3,4,5-trisphosphate 3-phosphatase and dual-specificity protein phosphatase PTEN (gene Pten). Gene Ontology annotation, biological process: phosphatidylinositol dephosphorylation; cell motility; regulation of phosphatidylinositol 3-kinase/protein kinase B signal transduction. Gene Ontology annotation, cellular component: cytosol; nucleus; plasma membrane. The record is from RefSeq and is a predicted model, not a curated record. Lineage: Eukaryota; Metazoa; Arthropoda; Insecta; Lepidoptera; Papilionidae. Bases 470 to 1285 code for a protein of 271 amino acids. The transcript is spliced from 8 exons. Gene Ontology annotation, molecular function: phosphatidylinositol-3,4,5-trisphosphate 3-phosphatase activity; protein tyrosine phosphatase activity.